This is a messenger RNA of Amoebophrya sp. A120, 1190 nucleotides long. NCBI's taxonomy places the organism in Eukaryota, Dinophyceae, Syndiniales, Amoebophryaceae. The record is from the annotation of a GenBank genome assembly.
AUGAAAUUAAAGAAGAUACUUACUCGACAAGAACUAUGGAUGUGUCAGGUUUGAAAUCGUCAAAGUUGAAAUAGUUUGUCAUGCAUAAAACGGAUACCAGUUAGACCUACAGUUUGUAGUCGGUGCAUGACAAAUUUGCCCGGUCCUGGAAGCGAGUCUGUCAUGCGGUUUAGGGCAAAAGAGCUGCCUUCUGUCAUGCUAGUCAGCAGUCCAACUUUUGACCCUUACCAGGACUAUAAUCUGCCUCCCGUGCGUCCUCUGCAAUAGAGCCACUCUUUGUAUCGCAUUUUAUGCAUGGCAAAUCAUUUCAACUUUGACGAUUUCAAUCCUGACACUCCCAUAAGAACUAAUUGGAUCUCUUCCUCCAAAAGGAUGCAGGUGCUGGACUAGAAGAGUUUUCACCAGCAUCCGAGGCAUCAACGACCAAGACUUUUUCCUCUCACCAGAUAGAACUUUUCCGUGCCUUAGGUGUCUGAAGAUUUCAUUUUCAUUUUCAUAUUACGGAGGAAGACUCGUCUCGAAAUUAGAAUUAAAGCCCAAAGUUUUGUCAAUCAGAAAACCCAGAAGAUUUUCUGAAAAUGAAAAAAUGUCGUGUAAAUAUUCGAGAACUUCUUCUAUUCGAAAUUAAAAUCGUUGUUUCGUUUACAGAAUUAUCUAUCUUUAUCUUCCCUAUUUUCGUUGCUAGUACCUUUUAGUACAACACACUUUUCAGAAACCUAUUUACAGUAAUUGUUGACCACAACCCAAAACUAUCGAACUAGACUCAGAUCAGGAUUGUUUUUUACGACGACCCAAAAAAAAGCUUCUACCGGUCUUGUAAUUAACGGUAGAAACAACAAGAAUUAAACCGAGCAAGGCUAUGUAUGAGGCUGAUAUAAAAAUUGACUCACAGCACUCAUCGGCGGUUGAAAAGAGCAAAACAAAAGGCGACGCAACAAGAUCCGCCGAGAAAAAGCAGCAGUGCGAUUGAAAGAGCGGCCAAAUAAAUGCUUUGUAUAUGUGGAAAACCUGUUGUAAAGGGUCUACCUGAACUUUUGGAAAUCAAAUGAAAAUUAACGAGCAAGGAAAAAAAACAGCACCUGCACCACUGCAAUGCGCAGGGGAGAUGGGAGUGCAGCAGGUUGUACAACGACACGGUAAUGCAAAAUAUGCUGCAGAUUUUUGUUCGACGGGACGGCCGUACACCGGAG